AUGAGCAAAUCGUUACCCCUUUCCUCAAGGGCCAAGACCACCACGUUGAAGAAACCGAAAGAGUUGUUUACUUACACGAGAGAUAUCAACGGAGAGCACCACUACAAUGCAAACCAAUCGCAUGAUGGCCUCGCGUACUACUAUCUACCAGAUACAGCUGUCGACAGAAGAAUAGACUUGCAGCUGGGUUUCAAAGAUUUCAAAAAAAUCCCACUAGAGCAAGAUCUCGCUGAUUUCAAGCCUUUACUCGAUGGAAUCAUCAAAUAUGAAACUGAGACGGGCACCAAAGUCACGGGCGAUAUUGUGACUUUCCGCGGGAUCAUGACCAAAAUCCUUUCCUUACCUUACAAUCUGGACGACUCAUUCGAUUUGGUAAUUGUGCCGUUUGACGGACAACUCUUUAUCAACAGCGACUACGAGAUAGAACUCAAUCGCCGCAAAGAGCAAGAAACCCGGCAACGACAAACAACCACGGAAGAGAAAUACGAAUACAUCAAGAAAUGCGAGUACUCGGGCUACAAAUUCGAAACAAUUGCAACGUUACCAGACACAUGGGCCAACACCAGCCGCAAGACCAUCGAGUCGCGCCAUAAGAAGCCAGUCAACAACUACGAACAGUAUCUCUCGGUAAUCAAGACCGGGAUCGGGCCCCACCACAUCGUGCUCGCGGGAGAAGUAGAUUGUUGCUGGGACUAUACCCCGGACAAACCAUCGCAGAUUCUCCAACACUACGUCGAGCUCAAGACCUCGCGCGUGCUCGAAACUUCGUUCCAAGUACAAAACUUUGAAAAGAAACUCUUCAAGACAUGGUGCCAAUGUUUCUUGUUGGGUAUCACUAAGGUCGCGUAUGGGUUCCGCGACGAUAGCUUCAUCUUGCGCAACGUUGAGCUUUACAACACGGAAGAGAUCCCAGUUUUGAUCAAGGAAAACCCCAUGAAUCUGCAGGAUGCAAGGCCCGGCGGCAGCAAGAAUAAGAACCCCGUGAUCAACUGCACCCAGGCUUUGAAAUGGUACGGUGCCGUUGUGGAAUGGUUGAAUCAUUGCAUUGAUAAGCUGGAUGAGUCGAGGAGUUGGUUGUUGAAGUACGAUGCCAUUGCUAGGACGUUUACGUUGACGCAGGCUUCCGAGGCGAAAAAUGAUACGUUGAGAAGUGGGCAGGGCAAGGCGAGUGUUAUCAGUGAGGAGUUUAGGAAAUGGCGGAAAGAGGAGUUUUCGGUGAAAAGAGAUGAUUAG
Lodderomyces beijingensis is the source of this 1233-nucleotide messenger RNA. Lineage: Eukaryota; Fungi; Ascomycota; Pichiomycetes; Serinales; Debaryomycetaceae. The record is from the annotation of a GenBank genome assembly.